This is a messenger RNA of Myotis lucifugus (little brown bat), 3224 nucleotides long. RefSeq names its product olfactomedin like 2B (gene OLFML2B). Lineage: Eukaryota; Metazoa; Chordata; Mammalia; Chiroptera; Vespertilionidae. The record is from RefSeq and is a predicted model, not a curated record. Gene Ontology annotation, biological process: signal transduction.
UCCGCCCUCCCUCUGCGAGCUCUUCGCCCGGUCCGCUCCCAGCAGUCGGGCCGGUCCUUGCUCCCCAGGUUCCCGGCAGCCCUCGCUGGGCGACCUCGGGCUGCCCGCUGCCCGCUGCUGCCCAGUGCACCGCCGUUGCUGUCGGACCCCAUCCUCCCGCCUGAGGACACCGGGUCACCUCCCCCUUCCCUGCGCCCAGGGCUGCUCGCGCCCAUCCGGACGGAGAUGACCAGGGUCUUGGGGGCGCCUGGGCCACGCGCGCUCGGCUGCACCCGGCGGGGGACGGCCCUCUGAGCUCCGCCCUCGGACUCCAGCCAGGAGACUCUCUGGCCCAGUCGCCGCGGACCGUCCCCAGACGUUCCCGGGCCGAGCCCCUUCUGUCUCGCCCUCAUGGCCCAGCCUCUGCUGCUGGUUCUCUGGCUGGCUCUGGGUGUGGCCCCUGGCGGCGUGGUCGGUGUGGCCCCUGCCGGAACCAGCGAGCCCCCUACCGCGCAGACGGUGGCACCCACGGAGGCCGAGACCCUGCAGAACGAGGCCGACAACCAGGAGAAUAUCUUGUCUCAGUUGCUGGGAGACUAUGACAAGGUCAAGGCUGUGUCCGAGGGCUCCGACUGCCAGUGCAAAUGUGUGGUGACUCUGGGCCAGGACGUCUGCAGGAGGGUCAACUCGGGAGCCUCUCGGAAGGAGGACUUCUACAGUGAGACCAUCACCUCCGGCUCGUCCUGCAGUGCGCUGCAGGUGCAGACCGGCGUCCAGCAGGCUGUGCUGGGGGCCUCAGCAGGAGGCUCCGGCGAAGCACCUGCCUUCUGCCCGCGCCUGCCCCCCGAGCCCGGGAUGUGCCAGGGCCGUGGCCUCCUUCCCCUGGAGGACCUGAGGCUUCGGUGCCCGUCCAGCUGGACCUCAGAGUGGGGUCACAAGCCUAGGAGGAAAGACAGACGACGGAGCUUCACCAGGGUCCCAGCAGGCGGGUACACUCACGCCAAUGCGUCUGCCUGCGUGGCUGCCAAGACAAAUGCCACCUCUGAGGCCACCUCUCAGUCCCUGGGGUUUCCCUGUGGGCUCGCCCUGGUCCGUUGGCCUAGCCCUAGACUAACCUGCCCUGUUCCGCAGCUCGCCACCAUCAUAGACAUGCUGGAGGGCGCGUUCUAUGGCCUGGACCUCCUGAAGCUGCAUUCGGUCACCAGCAAGCUGGUGGGGCGAGUGGACAAACUGGAGGAGGAAGUUUCUAAAAACCUCACCAAGGAAAACGAGCAAAUCAAAGAGGACGUGGAGGGAAUUCGUGCCGAGAUGAGCAAGCGCGGCAAGAACUGCUCCCGGGACGCGGCAGCCGGGCUCCCGGAGGCGGGGGCAGGCUCCACCCUGCAGAGGGAUGCGGCCGCGGCCUACGCCCACCCCGAGUAUGAAGAGAGGUUCCUGCGGGAGGAGACCGUGUCCCAGCACGUCAACUCCAUCGAGCUCCUGCGGACGCGGCCACUGGCUCCGCCCGAGCUGGUGCGGCCACAGCAGCCCGUCCAGAGGCAGGUGUCCCUGCGGGGUCGGCCGGCCUCCAAGCCUGCCAUCAUCCGGGGCAUCACCUACUACAAAGCCCAGGACCCCGAGGACGAGAACGACAUAGAAGAGCAGCGUGAGUGGGGCCAGCAGGGCUGGGGCCGGGCCGGGCAGCCGUGUCCCCCGGGGCCGAGGCCCCCCGGGGGAAGAGGCGCUCCUUCCCACCUCCCACGCGGGCCUCACCCACCCCCGAGGCCCCACACGGCCACCCCACCUCUUCCGGCCCCGGCUGCCCUGCCGGUGGCUCCUGGGGACACACACUCGUCCCCAGUGCCUCCCACCACAGUCAGGACAGACUCCCUGGGGAAGGCCCCCCCUGCUGAGGGCACAGCCCCCGCCAGCCCCACCCUGCACCCGGAGGAGGACGACAUCCGGAACGUCAUAGGAAGGUGCAAGGACACGCUGUCCACCAUCACCGGGCCCACCACCCAGAACACAUAUGGGCGGAACGAAGGGGCCUGGAUGAAGGACCCGCUGGCCAGCGACGAGCGGAUCUACGUGACCGACUCCUCCCACGGCAGCACCCUGGUGGAGUUCAGGAACCUGGAGAACUUCAGACAGGGCCGCUGGAGCAACUCGUACAAGCUGCCCUACAGCUGGGCGGGCACGGGGCACGUGGUGUUCGGGGGCGCCUUCUACUACAGCCGCGCCUUCACCCGCACCCUCAUCAAGUACGACCUGCGCCGCCGCUACGUGGCCGCCUGGGCCCUGCUGCCCGACGCCUACGAGGAGGCCACGCCCUGGGGCCGGCAGGGCCCCUCAGACGUGGACUUCGCCGUGGACGAGAACGGGCUGUGGCUCAUCUACCCCGCCCUGGACGAAGAGGGCUUCAGCCAGGAGGUGAUCGUGCUGAGCAAGCUCAAUGCCGCAGACCUGAGCACGCGGAAGGAGACCACGUGGCGCACGGGGCUCCGCCGGAACCUGUACGGCCACUGCUUCGUCAUCUGCGGGGUGCUGUACGCCGUGGACAGCCACAACCAGCGCCACGCCAACAUCUCCUACGCCUUCGACACCCACACCAACACGCAGAUCGUGCCGCGGCUGCUGUUUGAGAACGAGUAUUCUUAUACCACCCAGAUCGACUACAACCCCAAGGACCGGCUGCUCUACGCCUGGGACAAUGGCCACCAGGUCACCUACCGCGUCAUCUUCGCCUACUGACACCCCGGCCGGAGCAGGUGUGCCCGGGCCACUGCACCUUGUAUGUGCAUGUGCACGUGUGUGUGCGCAUUGCACGUUUGUGUGUGUGCACGAGUGUAUGCAUGUAUGUGUGAAUGUGUGUGUGUACAUGUGUGCACGUGUGUGUGUGCAGAUGGGUAAGUGCUGUUCAAAAAAUAUAUAUUAUUUUGUAUAAUGUAAAGUGACAGUUUGGGUCUAUUUUUUUAUAUGGAUUGUAGAUCAAUCCAUACAUUAUGUGCUGGCCUCAUCCUCCACAGUUUAUAUUUUUGUGCAAAUGAACUUCUCCUUGGACCAGUGACCACCUUCCUUCGAGCCUCCGCCCCUCUGGCUCCCGCGUCUCAAUGGCAUGGUCUCCAUGUGGGUCUUGUGGCCGAGGCACCUGCAGCGGGAGCGAGGGAGGCAGGAAAGAAGUGCUAAGGGGCAGGAAAAAUUAUGUGCUGGAGAAGUUUUUAAAACCCAGAAAAUGCUUUUUUAAAUAAAGAAGGAAUUUAAAAUGA